AUGGAGAAAGUCGAUGUUCUCAUCUGCGGCAGCGGGUCUGCCGGUCUUUGCGCUGCCACCUGGCUCGCCAAGUAUGGGGUAAGAUGCAAGGUACUAGAACGACGGAGUGGUCCCAUGAAGAUGGGUCAAGCCGACGGUGUGCAAUGUCGCACGGUGGAGAUCUUCGAAAGUUUUGGAAUUGGGGAAGAGCUUCUUCGUGAGGCCUACCACGUUCUAGAAGUCAAUUUCUGGGCCGACAAUGGCACAGGCACCAUCAAGCGGACAGGGCGAACGGCGGAUACUCAGCCAGGUCUAUCACACCAACCUCAUGUUAUUCUGAACCAGGCACGUAUCAAUGGACUCCUCAUCGAGCUGAUGCAGAAAUAUAAUGACCAACAAAUCGACUAUGGCUACAAUGUGACCGAUGUCAAAGUUAAUAGCAACUCUGCCGAGGAUCACGAUGCCUAUCCGGUCAAAGUCACAGCGGAAAAGGACGGAGAAAUACAAGUUUUUGCAGCUAAAUAUGCGCUAGCUUGUGAUGGGGCACACAGCAUUGUCCGCAAAGCCCUCGGGUACAAAAUGAUUGGCGACAGCAGCGAUGCCGUCUGGGGUGUGAUGGACAUGGUGCCCAGAACAAAUUUCCCGGACAUUCGCAAGAAGUCUACCAUUCGCUCAAAAUCAGGAAAUGUGUUGAUUAUUCCCCGCGAAGGAGAUAGCGACAAUCUGACAAGGUUCUAUAUUGAACUAGCCCCAGGAACCAACCCGAAAGAGGUGACUCUGGAAAAUUUGCAGGCUCAAGCACAGAGCAUCUUCUACCCUUACAAGGUAGACUUUGUGGAAACAGUCUGGUGGUCGGCGUAUGCGAUUGGCCAGCGUCAUGCCGACUUCUUCCAUAAGGAUAACCGGGUCUUCCUCGCUGGUGACGCUUGUCAUACCCACUCCCCAAAAGCCGGCCAGGGUAUGAACGUCAGUUUACAAGAUGGCUAUAACAUUGGCUGGAAGCUUGGGGAGGUUUUGAGCGGUCUGGCGAGCCCGUCGCUUCUGGAGACCUACGUCCUAGAACGUCAAAAGGUGGCCAUUGAUCUGAUUGAAUUUGACCGUUAUUUCUCUAAGUUGUUUUCUUCCGGCGCCUCAACCUCUCCUGCUGAGUUUCAAGAAGGCUUCAUCAAGUCUGGAAAAUACACCGCAGGCUUAACGGCCAAGUAUGAGGUCUCGCCCAUUACCUCUGCAUUGGAAUCGGCCGAGCUCGCCUCUAACGUGACCGUUGGGAUGCGACUACCCAGCGCGCAGGUUGUGAGAUUCUGUGACUCUAAACCUCUACAUCUUAUGAAGUCUCUCAAAUCCGAUGGCCGGUGGCGUAUCAUGGUCUUCAUGGGUGACCUGACUGUACCAGAAAGCCACUCAAAGCUUAACAAGCUGGGAGAAUACUUGAGCGCGGCCGACGGGCCCACCCACACAUUCACCCCCAAAAACCAAGAUAUUGACAGCCUUAUAGAAGCCAUCUUGAUCGGGCAUGGAAAGCGUCAUGCCGUUGAGUUGGAGCAGAUCCCCGAGUGCUUCUAUCCAGUCUCUGGAAAAACCCAAACAAGAGGUGCAGUUGCUUUAAUAUUCAAUUGCUCCACUAUUUCUAACCUGGAGUAUUUAGAUCUACACAAAAUAUAUUACGAUGAUGAGAGUUACAAUGACGGGCAUGGCCGUGCAUACGAAUAUCUCGGCAUUGACCCAGCGCAAGGUGCUCUCAUCAUUGUUCGGCCAGAUCAAUAUGUGUCUGCCAUUAUAGGUCUAAGCGAUUAUCCUGAAAUCGGCAAGUUCUUUGCUGGGUUCCUUAAAAAUCAAACGGGCACGGAUUCCGGUUGUCAGCCAUCCGGGCCAGUUGGCAGCAGAUUAUAA
Molecule: messenger RNA, 1869 nt
Organism: Penicillium expansum
Lineage: Eukaryota; Fungi; Ascomycota; Eurotiomycetes; Eurotiales; Aspergillaceae
Product: putative phenol 2-monooxygenase
Exons: 5
Coding region: 1-1869 (622 amino acids)
Molecular function (GO): FAD binding
Source: RefSeq, a predicted model, not a curated record